AUGAAGAAGAAAGAGCUAAAAAAGCGAAAGGAUGAUGUGAAGGUCGGCUUGAUAAAUUUUGACUUGGACAGUUUAUCACAAUGUGGUAAAACAGGACAUGGUUUUCUUAUGAAAAGCUAUCGAAAGUCAGCUUGGACUCUUCUAUGUGGGAUUUCUUCACAAGACCGGAUGGAAUGCUUUGCGAAAUCAGCCGUUCAAUCUUCCUAUGCGGACCAAGUCCAAGUACAUUUGGAUUCAGAACGUUCGUUUUUUCAGUAUAAGCUGAAUCCAAUUCUGCUUCGAAAACAUCGCUCACAGCUGAUCAAAUUACUAAGCACUAUAUUCAAGCGCUACCCAGAGCUGUGCUACUAUCAAGGUCUCCAUGAUAUUGCACAAAUUGUGUUGCUUACACUUCCUUACUCUCAUGCUCUUCCUUUGAUGGAGCACCUAAUGUUUCACCGCCUACGAGACUUUAUGCUUCCGACGCUUGACGCCACGAUUAAGCAGCUACACCUCGUUUUGGAAAUUAUUCGAUAUCGUGAUUUCACGCUCUACGAGUAUUUAAAAAAGGCUGAUGUACAGUGCUAUUUCGCACUAUCUUGGCUAAUUACAUGGUUUGCACAUGAUAUUUCUGAAAUUUCUGUUGUGGGCAGACUGUUUGAUUUCUUUAUAUCCUCCCAUCCAUCUGCGGUUGUGUAUACCUGUGCUCAGAUUGUUAUGGACGAUCGAAAGAAAAUUUUAGAUCUCUCAUUGGAUAAUAAUGGAGCGGAUAUACUCCAUACGUAUUUGUGUAAAUUACCGUCGAAAUGCGAUGUUGAACAGCUCAUCCAAAAUACCUGCGCAACAAUGUCAAGUAUCGAUAUCACGUCCUUGCCGUUAGAUAAGCUUAAUAUAUCUCCUUUUAGUUCCCUUCGGAAUCAAGGUCCACCUUGGGAAUAUUCGCACGACAAAAACGGCAUGGUCGUAUUUCGAUUAUUACGUGCUGAUCACCACGACAGUGGCAUUUCUAAACAGGAUUGGAAAUUACCAUUGUUUUUUCACGAAAAUAUCUUUACUGGAUGCAAUAUGAUAACAGCAAUAACAGUUAUUGGGGUUGGUAUCGUGGCCUCUCAAUUAAUGCCUAAGUCUUCUGUCAACUAA
Schizosaccharomyces osmophilus is the source of this 1119-nucleotide messenger RNA. RefSeq names its product Rab GAP Gyp10 (gene gyp10). Gene Ontology annotation, molecular function: GTPase activator activity. Gene Ontology annotation, biological process: endoplasmic reticulum to Golgi vesicle-mediated transport; positive regulation of GTPase activity. Gene Ontology annotation, cellular component: endoplasmic reticulum membrane. NCBI's taxonomy places the organism in Eukaryota, Fungi, Ascomycota, Schizosaccharomycetes, Schizosaccharomycetales, Schizosaccharomycetaceae. The transcript is spliced from 3 exons. The record is from RefSeq and is a predicted model, not a curated record. Bases 1 to 1119 code for a protein of 372 amino acids.